Linnemannia hyalina is the source of this 1323-nucleotide messenger RNA. The record is from the annotation of a GenBank genome assembly. Lineage: Eukaryota; Fungi; Mortierellomycota; Mortierellomycetes; Mortierellales; Mortierellaceae.
AUGUCUAACUAUUACCAGGCUUCCUCGCCGCCCACCGCUAACCGUGCGACAAAGCCAGGCUUCAGCCCCUCAGCCUCAAACGCCUACAUCGCCAACAACAACAGCUAUAUCGCCUCCCCCUUCGACGACGAUCCUGUCCCCCAAUCCGCCUACAACCCUUCCCUCUCCUCUCACUCCACCGAAAAAGACCCUUAUACCAACCCUUACAACCCUGAUUACAUGCCCACAUCCGCCUAUUCUCCCAACAACAACAACAACAACAACAACAACAGUAGAGAUCUGGCUGGAGACCAGUACCAAGGAGGAAGCUUCCACCAGUCUUCCCUCCACUCGACUCAGGAACACGCUCUCUCGCCUUCGUUCAAGGAAAAGUCCCUUGCCGGUGGUGCUGCCGUAGGUGGUGCUGAAGCUGGUGAACAGACCUAUGCUAUGCAUCACCUCAACCAGAACGACUCUUACAAUCACAACGCUGGUGGAGGAGGAGGGUACCCCUUUGGAGGCAACAACCCCAACGCGGCCAACAGCAGUAGCAACUAUGCCCAAGCCAACCCUCAAUACUACAACGGGUACGACGAAGAACGCCCUUCUAUCUCCAACGACACCUCCCCCAUGCGACCCCUCAACGGCCCCGAGGCUGGCGGCCUCACCCGCGGCAAGUCGGGAGUCACCCGUCUCAAGUACGGAAAGGAGAAAUCAAAAUACCUCCCCUGCUUCCCCUGUAUCCGCUCGACCUGCGGACGCUUCACCUGCUGCUUCUGUCUCAUCUUGCUCCUGGGCAUCAUUGCGCUUGCCGUUGUCAUCGUUACAGUUUUCAAACUGCCCAAGGUCGACUUCAAGGGCAUGCAGGGCGAACCUGUCUUCUCCUAUAACCAGGGCAGCACGACCUUUGCGGUCAACUUGACCGCCAACAUUGAGGUCCAGAACCCUAACCCCAUUGGAUUCAACUUUGAGUCCAUCACCGCCACCGCAUACUACCCAGACUACGCCCCAUCAAUCGGAGGCGGUUCCCUCCACGACGUCAACUUCCCCUCAAAAUCAAACAUCACCCUCCAUUUCCCCAUCGGCGCCUCGUACGACCGUCUCCAAGACCCCGGCUUCACCGUCAUAAAAGACAUCAUCACCCGUUGUGGUAUCGCCGGCGGAGAUGCCACCAACAUCGCGAUUAACUACGACUUGAAGUUGACGAUCCGGAUCAUUGGAAUUGCGAUUAGUCCUACGAUCAAAAACCAGCAUGUGUCUAUUCCUUGCCCCAGUGAUAUUGGCAAUAUUCUGAAUGGUAUCCCUGGUGGCGCGGGGGCUAUUGUUGGAGUUACCACCAAGUAG